UAAUUCAGUUGAGUUCUUGAACCGCACGGAGACUGCAGGUUCUGCGCGCGCAUAUUAUAUAUAUUGACUGUUUUUUAUCGUGUUUUCCGACAGGAUAUGAUAUCCAUUCGGGUGGACCGCUAGAUAAUAACAAAUUACGACGUGAGACCUAGCGAGGAUGCUAAUUGAGUCAAUUGAAUCGUGAGUUUUGGUGUCCGAAGGUCGACCGAAACAAAUAAGAGUCAAUAUCGCUACUAGUUGAUUAUUCAACAGCAUGAUGUGGAGGUUGUCUCUCUUCGUGUGCCUCAUAGCAGGCGCUGUUUGUGAAGAGAAUGGCGUGGAGAAGGAGUCCAAGGUUGUUCGUAUUUCACAAGGAUCUGUUCGUGGGUAUAAGAACCCUGAAAGCGGCAUCUUCGAAUUUUAUGGAAUCCCAUACGCUAAGGCACCUACAGGACAGAAUAGAUUUCAAGCACCGCUACCAGCGCCGUUAUGGUUGGAGACCCUAGACGCAGUAGAUAGAGGUAUAAUAUGUUAUCAACCUGCUGAAUUUCUGCAAAUGUUCGGUCAGGAAAAAGUAGCGCAAGAAGACUGCCUCAUUGCAAAUGUAUACGUUCCGGAUGUAGACAAUAAGAAUAUUCCUGUUGUAGUAUAUGUACACGGCGGUGCUUUCCACGUGGGCUUCGGUGAUUUAGCAACUCCAAAAAAUUUGGUAAGAAGUCAAAAUGUGAUAGCCGUCACAUUCAAUUACCGACUUGGAGUACAUGGAUUUUUAUGUUUGGGUACAAAAUAUGCUCCCGGUAAUGCCGGUAUGAAAGAUCAGGUCGCGUUAUUACGUUGGGUACAGAAGAAUAUUGCCAAAUUUGGAGGCAAUCCAGAUGACGUCACAGUAGCUGGUUAUAGUGCAGGUUCAGCAUCGGUUGAUCAUUUAUUACUAUCACCUUUGACUAAAGGACUUUUUACUAAAGCGAUACCAGAGAGUGGCGCCAAUACAGCCGUUUGGUCGGUACAACAAGAUCCGCUUAGGAACGCCAAAGAUUAUGCAAAAGCUUUGAAUUUUACAAAUGUUGAUGACUUCAAUGCUUUGGAAGAAUUCUAUAACACAGUGCCUUAUGAAACAUUAACAUCUAAAUCAUUUUUGGACGUUCCUGAUUCAACCUUUGGAUUUAGUUUAUGCGUAGAGCGGGAAACUGGUGAAGACAGGUUUCUUGACGAUACUCCAGUGAAUAUAUUGAAAAAUGGAAAAUAUAAUAAAGUACCUUUACUGUAUGGAUUUGCUAACAUGGAAGGAUUAUUUCGUUUGCCACUUUUCGAACUAUGGAAGGAUAGAAUGAAUGUGAAGUUUUCAGACUUUUUACCAGCUGAUUUACAAUUUGAAAAUGAAAAUCAAAAAGAAAUAGUUGCAGAACAGAUUAAGAAAUUUUAUUUUAAAGAGAAUUCUGUUGGUGCAGAGACUGUAUCAGACUAUGUAGACUAUUUUACUGAUGUUAUUUUUGCAUAUCCAGCUCUACGAUCUGUGAAGUUACAAGUUGAAGCUGGUAAUAACAAUAUAUAUUUGUAUGAGUACUCAUUUGUUGAAGAUAUUCAUAUUCCGAAACAAUAUCCAAGCCUUCGUGGAGCAAAUCAUUGCGCGCAAACAAUGGCUGUACUUGAUGGAACCUUUGUAGAAAAUAAAGCGGAAAUCAAUGUUAGUGAGGAUUUAAAAAACGUUAAAGCAACACUACGAGAGUUGUGGGCUAAUUUUAUUAAAACUGGAAAUCCAGUGCCAGAGGGAUCAUCAUUCCCAGCGUGGCCUCCUGCGAGCGCUAAUGGUUCUCCAUUUAUGGAAUUAGGGAGAGAGCUAGAAUUGAAGGGGACACUGUUGGAGGAACGUAUGCGUUUCUGGGACGCUAUCUACGAGCAGUACUAUCGCCCUCCUGUCCCACCACCGGCACCACCUACCAAGCACAAUGAGCUUUAAUCUUCUAACUACAAUAUUAAUAUUUUUAUACUUUUUGUUAUUUUGUUAAUUGUGGAAGCGAUUUUUUAUAAUAAUUAAACCUUUCUUUUCUUAUUCUAAACAAAUAUUACACUUCACUAGCAUGAAUUAAAGUUAUUAGUGCUCGAUCUAAACUACGAGUGUAAUUUACAACCUAAACCGUUUCUUUGAGCAUAUAUAACUUUAACAGAUAGAAAAAAUAAAUGAAAGACUUUAUUCAAUCAUGUAAACAGUUAUUUAAUCAAGUAUUAUCUUUAUGGGCCACACCAAUUUCUUACUGUAAAUAAAAUAAAUAAUCUAAGAAUAAAUUGAUUAUCAUACGAUAAAAAAAGAACAAACAAGCACCUGAUGGUAAAUAAUAAUAAAGACAUUUAUUCAGCGUUACAGUAUUUUUAUUUACUAUACAACU
Molecule: messenger RNA, 2363 nt
Organism: Achroia grisella
Lineage: Eukaryota; Metazoa; Arthropoda; Insecta; Lepidoptera; Pyralidae
Product: para-nitrobenzyl esterase-like
Exons: 4
Coding region: 254-1936 (560 amino acids)
Source: RefSeq, a predicted model, not a curated record